This is a messenger RNA of Carassius auratus (goldfish), 1403 nucleotides long. It is a transcript of the gene ethe1, whose product is annotated as ETHE1 persulfide dioxygenase. The record is from RefSeq and is a predicted model, not a curated record. Gene Ontology annotation, molecular function: sulfur dioxygenase activity. Gene Ontology annotation, cellular component: mitochondrion. The coding region runs from base 352 to 1185 and encodes 277 amino acids. The transcript is spliced from 8 exons. NCBI's taxonomy places the organism in Eukaryota, Metazoa, Chordata, Actinopteri, Cypriniformes, Cyprinidae. Gene Ontology annotation, biological process: glutathione metabolic process; hydrogen sulfide metabolic process.
CUUCUCUCUGGUGGCAUCCAUGGUGGCACCGCACGCAAGAGCGUUCUGCGCAUGCGCAGACACGUCAAAGUUCCGUGACAAGGUCGAAUUUCGUAAACAUUGCGUCGGGGCGCUGUUGUCUUCCAUACAACUGUCUCUACCGAAUAUUAACUAAAAAAAUAAGCGAUUUUAUGCAUGCGUAGGUCACGUGUGAGGUGUUGUAACGCGUUGUCUGCAGUGUCCGCGGAAGGAGGCGUGUCUCCCGCGUCUGCGGUUACAUUGUGACACCGGAGUUCAUUAAGAUACAGAUACAGAUUAGAUCAGAUCUGACCGACACUCGUCACACCAGUCUGUGGUGGAUAAGGAAGUAAAAUGAGUGCAGCUCUCUUACACAGACUGAAGCCCGCAGUGAGUUUAGCGAGCCGCCUGUGGAGCUGCAAACCCCCGCGGAUCGAGCCGAGCAGCGCAGCCGCCUCAGUGAGACUCUACAGCGGACUGAUGGAGCCCCGAGCGCCGCUCUUCAGACAGCUCUUCGAGUCUGAGAGCAGCACGUACACAUACCUGCUGGCGGAUGCUGACAGCCGAGAGGCCGUUCUGAUCGAUCCAGUGCUGGAGACGGUGGACAGAGAUCUGAAGCUCAUCAAUGAACUGGGCCUGACGCUCAAAGUGGCCUUGAACACUCACUGUCACGCCGAUCACAUCACUGGCACCGGACUCCUGAAGAAGAAGGUGUUUGGUCUGAAGAGUGCCAUCUCCAAACACAGCGGAGCCGCUGCUGACAUCCAGCUGUCGGAGGGAGACCGCAUCAGCUUCGGCAGACACAGUCUGACGGUGCGAGAGACGCCGGGACACACAGACGGAUGCGUGACGUACGUCUCUGAAGACGAGCGCAUGGCCUUCACCGGCGACGCUCUGCUCAUCCGCGGCUGCGGACGCACCGACUUCCAGCAAGGUAGUCCUCAGAGACUGUAUGAGUCUGUCCAUAAGAAGAUCUUCAGUCUGCCGGGACACUGCUUCAUUUACCCUGCUCACGACUACAAGGGGCAGACCGUCUCCACCGUGGAUGAGGAGAAGAAGUUCAAUCCGCGGCUGACGAAGUCUCUCUCUGAGUUUGUGAACAUCAUGAACAACCUCAACCUCCCCAAACCUAAGAAAAUAGAUAUAUCGGUGCCUGCGAACCUGGUGUGUGGACUUCAUGACGUCUGAACGUGGACCAACAAAGCUGACGUUAAUCAAAACAAAAAACACUGUUUAAGAAUAUGUUGGGAUUUUAUUAAAUACUUGACUAAAUCUGUGUAUAAUAUCACGCUUGGAGUAAUGAUGAUCAAGUGCUCUUGAAAUGUGAAAUGCAUCUAAUCAUAUAUUUGGUAAGAGAAGUCUCCAUUUAAUCUGUUUUUAAUAAAUGUUGGUCAGUUUUUCGCCUC